Messenger RNA from Nerophis lumbriciformis (worm pipefish), 1479 nucleotides. NCBI's taxonomy places the organism in Eukaryota, Metazoa, Chordata, Actinopteri, Syngnathiformes, Syngnathidae. The record is from RefSeq and is a predicted model, not a curated record.
AUGGGGCUGUGCUACAGUCUGCGGCCGCGGCUCUUCGGCGACCACCUGAGCGGCUCCAUCUCCAACGCCGCCUCGGACUCGGAGCCGCAUCCGGACGCGGCGGCGGCAGCGGAGGUAUCCGCGCCGACCCGCACCCAAGGAGCUCGUCCCGCGGAUGUCAACAGCGGCGGAUGCCGACCCGGCCGGGAGCACGGCUCCUCCGGGGACGCCGUGCUCAUCCAGAACGGAGGAGGAGGAGGCGGCGGCGGCAAGGGGACCUCGUCGUCCUCCGCGGCGGCGGCCAAGGAGCGGGGAGGACGCCGCCUGCAGCUGCCUCACAAAAGCAACAAUAGCGGCCCCAAGCAGAAAAACUGGGACAAGCUCCUCUUGGAGGAGAAGGAGGCCGAGAAGGAGGCGAGGAAAGUCAGCAAGAGCAUCGACCGGGCCCUUAAAGAGCUUAAGCGGGAAUACAAGCAGACGCACCGGCUACUGCUACUCGGUGCUGGGGAGUCUGGAAAGAGCACCAUAGUGAAGCAGAUGAGGAUUCUCCACGUCAACGGCUUCAACGCAGAGGAAAAGAAACAGAAAAUCCAAGACAUCCGGAAAAAUGUCAAGGAUGCCAUAGUGACGAUAGUGUCAGCGAUGAGCACUUUAAUACCCCCUGUCCCGCUAGCCAACCCUGAGGACCAAUUCAGGAUCGAAUACAUCAAGAGCAUAGCACCUCUCUCCGACUUUGACUACUCACAGGAGUUCUUUGACCAUGCAAAGAAGCUGUGGGACGAUGAGGGGGUCAAGGCGUGCUUCGAGAGGUCCAACGAGUACCAGCUGAUCGACUGCGCACAAUAUUUCCUGGACAGAAUUGACUCAGUAAGACAGAGCGACUACACGCCAACAGACCAAGACCUGCUACGCUGCCGAGUGUUAACUUCAGGGAUUUUCGAGACGAGGUUCCAAGUAGAUAAAGUUAACUUUCACAUGUUUGAUGUCGGAGGUCAGCGGGACGAGAGGAGAAAAUGGAUCCAGUGCUUUAACGACGUCACGGCUAUCAUCUUCGUGGUGGCCAGCAGCAGCUACAACAUGGUAAUAAGGGAAGACAACAACACCAACCGGCUACGGGAAGCCCUGGACCUCUUCCGCAGUAUUUGGAAUAACAGGUGGUUACGCACCAUCUCUGUCAUCUUGUUCCUCAACAAGCAAGACAUGCUCGCCGAAAAAGUGUUAGCUGGAAAAUCCAAAAUCGAAGACUACUUCCCCGAAUAUGCUCGAUACACCAUACCAAAUGAAGCAACUUCCGAACCCGGCGAGGACCCGAGAGUGACGAGAGCAAAAUUCUUCAUUCGAGACGAGUUUCUUCGGAUCAGCACGGCGAGCGGUGACGGUCGCCACUACUGCUACCCGCACUUCACCUGCGCCGUGGACACGGAGAACAUUCGGCGGGUUUUCAACGACUGCCGGGACAUCAUCCAGAGAAUGCACCUGCGGCAGUACGAACUCUUGUGA